UUCGCAACGUGAACUUCCCUCUUGAACCUUCUAAUUUCCCUCUACUCUUUGUCUAGCGUUUAUUUCACUGAAAUAUACUUUUGCCUUGUAUUUUUGGUUAAUAUCAUUUACCCAUUUGAAUUUCCUAACGUAACUUAUUAUUUUCUCGUAGAAGGAAAGUGAUAAAACUUUUAAACUAUAUUAUAUAACUGGUGGUUCUCCAAAGUCGUUUGGCGGAUAGAAUGAUCGGAGUCUGGCACAACCACGAUAACACAGUGGCGAUGAGCGGGGGUUCUUGCCGCGGGCGAUAGUACAGCGCACGCCCGCGCUGGCCGCCGCCGUCCCCGCAGCUCGCGCGCCCGCGCCGCUCCCUCGCAGCCAUGGUGCGAGACAAGAAGUCGCCGCACAAGACUGACUCACAGAAAUCCAGUACCAAUUUAGUUGGAAAGUUUACACAAAGCGUUCGCCGUAUUGUUCAAGAUGUCAAAGACGAAGGCACUUCCAGCGGGCAGACUAAGGAAGAAGUUAUUGAAACGAAUGAAAGGCUCCGGAUGGUACGAGUGAGGCUGGACGAGAAUUACGAUACAGCCAAGAAAGCACUCAUCACACUCAUGGCGCGCUACAGCGAGUCCAAGGCUGAAAGAAAUGUCUUCACACGAUACGCACUACUCAAAGCUAUGAUUAAGGAUGUCAUCCGCCUAGAAACCCAAUACUGGUCGUUAGUCGAAAUCCCAAAGCAAGAGAAAGCGGAGACGGUACCAGCUUUCGUGCUUCGAGCGUGCGCCAUCAUGGAGAAGACUCAGAAAUCUGGAGAAGGAGUCAAGACAUCCUCCAAGCUGGCUGAAGAAGCUGCUGACAAGAGGGAGCGAAUAGAACGACUUAAUGAUAUGACAACGUCACAAAUAGAAACGGAAAACACUCAAAUGACCAAUGAUUUGUAUCGUUUGCUGAAGAAAUACACCGGCUUGAGGAACCUCAUCAGGGAAUUGAAGUCUGAAUACGUCAGUUCGAAGAUAUACCCAAUGUUCCCGAGAUACACAAUGCUGAAGGAUAUGAUAAAAGACAUUAUGCAUGAUCCUGAUUACAUGGAAGUCUGCCACGAGGUCGACCCCUAGCGAGGCGUGCGCAAAUAAAUGAGAGCCUCCUUCACCGACCGACCACGGUCAAGACGUCGCUAGAAGCAAAUCCUUUUAGGGAUAUGAAUUAAAGAUUCAUUGCCACUUUCAAAUCCUCUUCAAGCCUUGGCAACUUCGGUGUUCGCAUAUUAUAUGCUAUGUAUGCAAAUUGCAAUUAGCUUAACCUUCAACCUUAAGCUUGAAAAAUAGUUUAAAUAUUGAAUUGAAUGACAAAAACGUAAAACUUAACUAAACAUGACUAUGUGCAAGUGAGGAAGAAUUUAAGAAAGCUACAAGCAAGAUCGCUGCAAUGAAAGCUUUUUGGCAUCAUGUACGCCAUUUUCCAUUCUGCCGUUAACUAAAUAAUUUCCAGUUUAUAUAAUAUUGCCUGCGAUAGAAUAAUUUUAAGCAUUCUAAUUUUAUAUUGUAUGCUCACAAACAAUAUGAACUUUUGAAGAGUAUGAUCAAAUCAAAACAUUAUGACGUAGUUUCUUAUGGAUUUUAAACAUUAUCUAAUUUAUCGCUUAUCCUUCUAAUUUUUUGUUUAAGCCGUGAUUUAUCUUUUGUUUACACGAAGCAAAUUUUAUGCAAAUAUAUGAAAAGUGGCAAGAGCUGAAAAUUCAGGUGUUACUAGCGUCGUGUAGUGUGACGAGUACUCGUUUAGUUUGCGCGACUUUGUUAAUUGGACUUUGUUCUGAGUUUAUAUUAAGUGAGUUAGUGUAAGUUAGGUACUUUAACGUUAAGUACUCGUCCGAAUCCGUAUUCUCUAAUUUCAACGUUAACCUUCCUUUUUUCAAGUUCUUCGGUCUUUUAUUGAUCUUCAAUGUUUGUAAAAAACCUACCAAAACACAUAUCCGGCUGGAUCAAAAAUAUUAGUAUAGUUAAGAUAAACUGAAUAAGUGAUCAUACGUAUCUGUUACCUGCAUAUUAUGUAAAGAUAAUUCAACUGAUUCUGUUUCCUAAGCAAAUCAAUAAGAGCUAAGUUCAUACUACGUACAUGAUAAUAUGUUAUGUAUUUUAUGAGGGCUUCACAUGUUAUUUAUGUAGGUAGUUACCUACAUAGACUUUUAAAAAGCAUUAGAUAUUAUUAUAUAAUAAUUUUAUAGUCAUAAAAGUAGUUUUUAUGUAUUAUUCAUUAUUAUUUUUUUAUUAUU
Maniola jurtina (meadow brown) is the source of this 2248-nucleotide messenger RNA. RefSeq lists its product as uncharacterized. Bases 360 to 1094 code for a protein of 244 amino acids. The transcript is spliced from 7 exons. The record is from RefSeq and is a predicted model, not a curated record. Lineage: Eukaryota; Metazoa; Arthropoda; Insecta; Lepidoptera; Nymphalidae.